AUGUCCGCAUCUGGCAAGAUCAGGCACAUUAUCAAAGGCAUCGACGACGAUGCCUUAACCAUGCUGCUCGCCGAAAACCCCAGCACAGUGGCAGAGAAGGCGGCACCUCGGCAGCUGCCACACAGGCAGCCGGUCAAGCGUCGUCGGGAGUCUUCGGAGGAUUCCAGUGGGGAACAUGCUGCGCAGAGGAUCCGCGUGGACGUCUCCGACGAACUGGAUGCAGUAAAUGACGAAAGUAGGCUGACUGUAAACAAGGCUGAGGACAAAGCUAGCCAAACAGAGGAGGCUAGCAGCCACUUCGAGGGAACGUUUAAAAAGCUCUCUGACCGCGAGAAGCUGAUCCUUGACCAAUGUGUCAUGAAAGCUAAUGCAAGGUCGUCGAAAGCUGUGCGGUACAAAAAGGAAUGGUUGUAUGACUGCUUGCUGCUGAAGAUCAAGUCAACGUGUGUGUACACAUUUCUUCAUGAGAAUGGUUAUCUACCCUUACCACACCCUCGCACACUGUACACUUACAUGAGACACUUGAAAGCAGAAUUUGGUUUCGAUGAGACUUUGUUUCGUAUAUUGAAACAAAAACUUCAAGGAAUGCCGGAGAGGGAACGUACACGUAUGGUUCGAAGCUAUGACAGCACGAUAAAAUUUGAUGCAUGUAAUUUGUAGACCAGUUUCCACCGUGAGAAUACCGUGUGAAACAAGUUUUAUAUUUUUUUUUCAUUUUCUUAUUCGCAGGAGUUUUGAUGUUUGAUGAAAUGAGUGUGAGAAAGAGUGUCCACAUACGUGAAUCAGACAUGGCCCUACUUGGCAAAGUCGACUUUGGCGAGCAUACAAGACCGUCAGAUCAAUUUAAAGACGGAGACCACGUGCUGGUUUUCUUGUUUCAGCCUUUCCUCGGUGGAUGGUCGCAAACAGUUGGAACUUUUUGUGCUUCGGGUGCUGCCCCAGGGCAAAUCGUAGCAAAGCUGCUACUGCAAUGCAUAGCGCAUCUUUUCAAUGCUGGUGCAUUAGUAGACGCUGUCACGUGUGACAAUUCUACAUCCAAUAGAUCGGCUUUGCACUCCUUGGGUAAAUAAUUUUGAGCACCUCAGUCACAUCAGUGUAUGUUAUCUAUGACUCAUGGUUUUCGACAAUACUCAUUGUAACAUUACAAUUUUAUUCAGGCAUCAGCGGGGACAUCAGCAGCCUCAGCACUUCAUUUCCACACCCCUGUGAUCCGUCACGAGUAGUGCACACGGUGAUUGACCCACCUCAUAUAUUCAAAUGCAUC
Molecule: messenger RNA, 1264 nt
Organism: Rhipicephalus sanguineus (brown dog tick)
Lineage: Eukaryota; Metazoa; Arthropoda; Arachnida; Ixodida; Ixodidae
Exons: 5
Coding region: 1-660 (219 amino acids)
Source: RefSeq, a predicted model, not a curated record